Molecule: messenger RNA, 2316 nt
Organism: Arachis stenosperma
Lineage: Eukaryota; Viridiplantae; Streptophyta; Magnoliopsida; Fabales; Fabaceae
Product: alpha-1,6-mannosyl-glycoprotein 2-beta-N-acetylglucosaminyltransferase
Exons: 2
Coding region: 462-1805 (447 amino acids)
Biological process (GO): protein N-linked glycosylation; oligosaccharide biosynthetic process
Cellular component (GO): Golgi membrane; Golgi stack
Molecular function (GO): alpha-1,6-mannosylglycoprotein 2-beta-N-acetylglucosaminyltransferase activity
Source: RefSeq, a predicted model, not a curated record
CGAUUGACUUGUUUAAGUCAAGGCGGCCGCUCUAAAAUUGUCAUUUUCCUCUCUUGACUGGCUUCCUCACCGCCGGAUCCACCCGUCCCAAACUUUGGUUUGUCCAUCGCCUUCUUCCCACCUUCUUUGUCGUGUUUUCUAAGUUUUAUUUUUCCCCAAAAUUAAUAAUCAAACUAAGAGAAAAUAUACCUUUUGCUUUUCAAGUUCAUAACCCCUUUGAUUCUCUUCUUCAUCCUUACCCCUAAAUCCACGCCCUAUUCUUCACUCUGCUUCUGAUCCAUUCCCCCACAUGUUCUUGGAGCUGGGUAAAUUGCAAGAACUGGGGUUUUGGCUUCUUGAUUCUCUAUCCACAACAGCAUCAACUGCGCACAAUAGGUUUUUCAUGCUCAACUUUUUCUGUUCUAUCAGUUUCUUUAUUUGUCUCAUGUGAGUACUUGAUUAGUUAGUUAGUUUGUUCUGUCAUGGCUGCUGCUUAUUAUAAGAAACCACGGCUUAGGGAUGUGGCUUUGCGCCGUCUCAUACUCGUGGUGUCUGUUACUCUCUGUGGGGUUUUGCUGCUUGUAUUUCUCUUUGGAUCAAAUGCAACAUCAAUUAAUGAUGUUACUCGUGAUUUGGUAGAAAAUGUUGGUGAUGGUAAUGAUGAUGAUUCUGCUUAUCGUCGUGAUUUGAAGGUUGCUAAGGGCCUUGUAGCCCUCCCAAAUCAGAAUGACUUGUCACUUAAAUUGGAAAAGCUAAAUGAUUUGCCACCAAGGAACUUGGAUCUUUAUCCAAAUCUAGCCAAGGACCGAAUAAUUGUUGUUUUGUAUGUUCACAACCGGCCUCAGUAUCUUAAAGUAGUUGUCGAUAGCCUUUCGCAGGUAACUGGCAUUAAUGAGACCUUGCUAAUCGUUAGUCACGAUGGUUACUUUGAGGAUAUGAACAAGAUUAUUGAUGGUAUCAGAUUUUGCCAAGUUAAGCAGAUAUUUGCGCCUUACUCACCUCAUUUGUUUUCGGAUAGUUUUCCUGGGGUCUCAGCUCGUGAUUGCAAGGACAAAGAUGUUGCCAGCCAAAAACAUUGCGAGGGCAAUCCUGAUCAGUAUGGCAAUCACCGCUCGCCGAGGAUCGUAUCGUUGAAGCAUCAUUGGUGGUGGAUGAUGAACACAGUGUGGGAUGGAUUAAGAGAGACCAGGAAGCAUGAGGGUCAUAUUCUUUUCAUCGAGGAAGACCACUUCAUAUAUCCCAAUGCAUACCGCAAUCUGCAGAUUCUAACUUCAUUGAAGCCUGAAAAAUGUCCCGAUUGCUAUGCUGCAAAUUUAGCACCUUCUGAUGUGAACUCGCGUGGUGAAGGAUGGGCCAGUUUAAUUGCGGAGAGAAUGGGAAAUGUAGGUUACGCUUUUAAUCGAACUGUUUGGAAGAAAAUACACAAUAAGGCCAGAGAAUUUUGCUUCUUUGAUGAUUAUAAUUGGGAUAUCACAAUGUGGGCGACUGUUUAUCCCUCAUUUGGUAGUCCUGUUUACUCGUUGCGAGGUUCAAGGACCAGCGCAGUUCACUUUGGGAGAUGUGGUUUGCACCAGGGUCAGGGAGAGAAAAAGGUUUGCAUGGAUAAUGGCAUGGUGAAUAUCCAUGUAGAAGAUGCGGACAAGGUUCCUAAUAUUGCAUCAGACUGGAGCGUCCAUAUCUAUAAAAAUCAACCUGGUUACAAGGCUGGCUUUAAAGGUUGGGGAGGCUGGGGUGACGACAGAGAUCGACAUUUAUGUUUGAGCUUUUCCAACAUGUAUCGUUCCACCGGCACCUCAUCUCCUAUGUAUUCUGCCUUCCUUAUGUAACUUCAGUCAACAACAUAUAGAAGUGGAAAACGAGGAGAGUAUAUAGGAAAGGAAUAUAUAAAGUAUUCAAUUCAAUGGAUAAGCGUUUGAUAGUUCAAAAAUUAAUAGCCUGGAUGAAAAUGAAACCAUCUUAGCUUUCAUCUCAGAUCCACUUGCAGACAGAUAUAUUGUCAAAGCUACGUUGGUCAAUAUUUUCUUCUCUUGUUGUUAAGGGUAAGCUGGACCAUGGCAUCUAUUUACUAAUGUUUUCCGUGUUUUAUUUUGCUAUCUUUAGUCAUAUUUUGCAUGCAAUAAGAUAAGCCAUAGUUGAAUAUAGCCAAUUUUUUGGCGGUAUUUGGAAUUCUGUUUUGGUAAUUGGUUAUGUGAACAAGAUUUUGGUGCUAGAAUAGAUGCUAAUUAAUGAGAAUGUGAUGGCGGAGGUUCAUUAAUACAUUUAUAGAAACUAGAAAAGGCUAAUUAAUACGGAAAUAUGCAAACACCAAAAAAAUUAUAAAUGAAAAGAACAUAUUCU